Molecule: messenger RNA, 3986 nt
Organism: Bubalus bubalis (water buffalo)
Lineage: Eukaryota; Metazoa; Chordata; Mammalia; Artiodactyla; Bovidae
Gene: ZCWPW2
Product: zinc finger CW-type and PWWP domain containing 2
Exons: 10
Coding region: 1852-3135 (427 amino acids)
Cellular component (GO): nucleus
Molecular function (GO): zinc ion binding
Source: RefSeq, a predicted model, not a curated record
UUUUUGGGAUUGGAAUGCCAACGUAGGCUAUUUAGAGCAGUCUAAAUGAACUGGUGAGGAACUGAGCUUGUUUGUAGCAGCAAGAUUAGAAAGGGGGAAACACACAAACACUUUUUUAAUUUUGUAACUCGUAACAAAAUGACAACUAUUUCAAUGGAAGGGAUAAGAAAGUAGGCAUUUUCAGAGUUGACCCUUGCCAACACCCUUGCUGACAUUUGAAUCUAGGUAACGGAUGGAUGGUUGGAUGACAUUAGUGAUGCAGUGGACAUUAGUUUGAGUAGACUCUGGGAGUUGGUGAUGGACACGGGGGAGCCUGGCGUGCUGCAGUCCAUGGGGUUGCAAAGAGCUGGACACGACUGAGCAACUGAACUGAACUGAACAGAACAGUAAUGUGAAAGAGAAACUUCACAUUCAAAACUUUGAAGGAAAAGAAAACUCAAUUUGGCCCAAGUAAAUUCCUUGAGUAAAUCCAGGUGUCAAAAUUACAUAGAAUGUAGGUGUGCUGGUGAGACUUGAGAUGGAAUUCAGGGAUUGAGGUGAUUUGGUAGCCAUUUGCAUGGUAGAGAGAGUGGAAGCUAUUUGAGUGAAAUCUCCAAGGACGAAAAUAUAAGAGAAGUUUGAAGACAGAGCCUUAGAAAGACUUAUUCAGGGCCUUGGGAGAGAAAGAGCAACUGGUCAAGGAAUCAGUAGUGGUUAGAGGUUUAAGAGUAAAGCCUUUGGAUUAGGUGGUUAUAAAACCUUUGGUUUCCUUUAAAAGAAACUUUGCAAAAACCAGGUGGUCAAGCAUUUAAGAGUUGAAUAGAUGUCUAGGAUUUAUGGUACCUAGUUUAUACUCUCACUUUUUGUGACUCUGGAAUUUUCUCUAGAGGAAUAGACCCAAAUUUCAUAUUGUGUAUCUAGCUAACACACAAGCAUUUUAAAAUCAAGACCCCAAAGACUGUAUUAUUUCUGUUUGCUAAACUUCAAGCUUGCGCCAUAUUUGUGUCCCCCUACUUGGUUAUUAACUCCACUUUUCAUCCGUUUACCCAAAUGGAUGUCUAAGAUUUAUGUGCCACUGUCUUCCCUUACCACUAAGACCUUUCCCCUUGCUUUCAAAACAUUUUAAAAAAUGUUUGGCUGAUUAUUGCUAUAGACUGAAUGGUUGUGUCCCCCCCUAAAAUUUGAUGAUAAUAGGAAGUGUUAGGAUGGUAAUGGGGAGGUGAUAAUGUAGUGAGGGCAGAGCUCUCAUGAAUGGAAUUAAUUCACUUAUAAAAAGAGAACCCCCAAACUACCUUGCCCAUUUCUCCAAAUGAGGUUACUAUAGAAAGCAGCCAUUUAUGAACCAGCAGUGGGUGCUUUCUAGAUACCAGAUAUAUCAGUGCCUUGAUCUUGGAUUUCUCAGCCUCCAGAUCUGUGAGAAAUAAAUUUCUGUUGUUUAUAAGUCACGGUCUAUUUUUGUUACAGCAGUACAAACAGACAAAGACAGAUAUUGGUACUGAGAAAAGGGGAUGCUGCUGUAAUAAAUACCUAAAAAUGUGGAAGUGGCUUUGAAAUUGGGUAAAAGGUAGAGGCUGGAAGAGUUUUGAGAUUCAUUCUAGAAAAAGCCUGUGCUGUGCUAAGUCUCUUCAGUCAUGUCUGACUCUUUGUGACCCUAUGGUCAUAACCCACCAGGCUCCAUUGUCCAUGGCAUUCUCUGGGCAAGAAGACUGGAGUGAGAUGCUGUGCCCUCCUCCAGAGAGAAAAAGUCUGCAUUGCCAAAAAUGAAUGGAUUGUUAAGGGCAACUGUGAUGCGAGCCCAGAAAGAAAAGGUUCAAUGCACUUACGGAAAAAGGAAAAUUUGAUAGUAAGAUAAUAGAAUGUUGUAAUACGGCAAUGGAUUCCUCAGUGGAAAACAACAUGUAUAUAAACAAAGUGUGGGUUCAAUGUGAGAAUGAAAGUUGUUUGAAAUGGAGACUGUUAUCAAAUGAGGAUAAAGCCAAAGUCAAUCACAAUGAACCAUGGUACUGCUUCAUGAACACUGACUCAAAGUACAAUAAGUGCUCUGUUUCUGAAGAAGACUUUCCUGAAGAGUCUCAGCUUCAUCAAAGUGGGUAUAAGAUCGUCUAUUCACAGCUGCCUCUUGGAAGCCUGGUUUUGGUAAAAUUAAAGAAUUGGCCAAGUUGGCCAGGGAUACUUUGCCCUGACCCUUUUAAAGGGAAGUAUGUGACCUAUGACCUGGAUGGAGAUGUUGAACAAUAUCACGUAGAAUUCCUGGGUGAUCCACAUUCGAGAGCAUGGAUAGACGCGGCAUUUGCCGGACAUUAUAGUAUCACGUUAAAGCCAGAAAAAUGUAAGAAACAUAAGUGGUAUAAGAGUGCCCUACAAGAAGCAUACCUCCUCUAUGGAUGUUCUCAUGAGCAAAGGCUGGAAGGAUGCUACCUAUCAAAACAGGACAAAUCCAAAGCAGCUGGCAAAGUUACUGUGGUGGCCAAGAAAAGGGUGCAAAUUUCCAAAAAUAAUACUGAAAAGAAAAAUCCCAAAUUUAGAAAAAGGAAAAGGAAAGCUGUUUUAAAAUCCUCUUUUGAAAAUGUUUGUUCAGAUGAUGCCUUAUCAAAGGAAAACAUGGCUGCUGGAAGGUUCCUUUGGAGCGUGCGGAGUCGCCUUGGCCUUGGCAGUUCCUGUGGAGUUGUAAAGUGCUCCCCAGGACCAAGGAGGGUUCAGUGUAGAAGUCAUCCUAAUCAGCUGCCUGUCGUGAAUGGGAAGAUGGAGAUGGAUGUGGAGGGAGUUUCUCCGCGCCCGGAGCCCAUCCCCCGCUCCCAGGGGGCUGGAGGAGCCUGCCAGGCGCCGUCACAGCCGCCCCAGCCCCAACCCCAGCCCCCGCCGCUGCCUCCGCAGCAUCCGGCUCCGGAUGAACCGCCCGGCGAGAGUGCCGGCGCAGAGGACAGCGACGAUCCUGAGGCGAAACCCAGCGGCGACAAGGGCGAGAGCAAGCACUCUACAGAGCAGCUGGACACCCACCAUCCGGACUGCCAAUACUGCCGGGCCCUCAGGAACAGGCUGUCUUCUGUUUCCUGCCCAGUGUCACCAACAAAGGAUGAGACGCCUGCAGCCGAUGCCGGGAGGGUUUGUGGGCUGGGCCCUGAGGAUCAGGUGCUGCUCUGGAGUGGGGAGGAUUGAGCAGCAGAAGCACUUAGGAAAGACAAGAGACUAAUUGAAUUGUAAAGCCCUCCUCUCAGCAAGAGUGCAACAGUUUAUUAUAUAUAGGAAAGUGUUAUUUUCAGUAGUGCUGAGCAUCCAUUGUCUUGCUUCUCUUGGUAGUUGGGGGUUCGCAUGGCUCAGUAGUCUCCUGGUGGUAGCUCAUCACUGCUCAUCCGCGGGACUCCAGGUGUGCACAACAGCAAACUCACUUGUCUUCGGUAGUUUGCUGACUUUCAGUAACAUAAAAACCAUGACUUUACACACAUUUGAAAACUUUAUGAAGUGGUCUUCAAGGUCAGAGAACAGAAUAUAUCGUACUUAACUAUUUAUCAGCUUUAUAUCUCACUUUAAGGUAUUAAACCUAGGGCAUAUAUUCCUCUCCCUGAAAAUGUUAGGGUUAGACCUUUAAUGUAACUCUCGGGUUGUACGAGCUGCCUGUUAAAACCCAGCUUCCUUCCUCUUCCUUGACCUGUUUGUCUUUCAUGCUGAAAGGACGGCUGUGUCUCUGAAACUUUGUGAGCUUUCUACAAAGGAGGGACUGGAAAAUGAUGGCUAAGAUUUUUCCAGCUUUAAGCAUCUGGUCUUUCCCCAUGGAGUUCAAGGCACAUUCUGCAUUAAAGAAAAAAAGGAAUUUGAUUCCUUCAGUGUUCUGUUUUCACUAAGAUUGUGUGGUGGUGAGAUUGUGUGCUGACAGAUUUGGAGCUUGUUCCUGUGAUUAUUAACCCGGCUUCUUUUGGCUACAUGGGUAGGCAAAAAUAGGCAUUUUACCUAAUCAUUUAAGGAUCAUUUCUGUCUUUAACAAUAGCAGUGACAACAAUGGUAUUAACUGA